This is a messenger RNA of Ruditapes philippinarum (Manila clam), 3009 nucleotides long. RefSeq lists its product as uncharacterized. Bases 233 to 1975 code for a protein of 580 amino acids. Gene Ontology annotation, molecular function: zinc ion binding. The record is from RefSeq and is a predicted model, not a curated record. NCBI's taxonomy places the organism in Eukaryota, Metazoa, Mollusca, Bivalvia, Venerida, Veneridae. The transcript is spliced from 2 exons.
GGGACUUUAUUUAAAUUUUGAACAGUCAAAAUACUGACUGACAAACACGACACUAAAAUGCUCACUAUGCACUAAAAACAAUUGAUAUCUAUUCAGUUUAAACUUAUACAUUUGUGUUGUAACACAAGGAAGUAAAUAUCAAUUUCAAAUUCCACGUAUCCAGUAUCAACAGCAAAAUAUUUACAUUAGAAACCUGUGAGACAAUUUGAGGAUUACAAUUUCAAGGUAAAAGAUGGCAGUCCCAGGAAAGAAAGCAUCGAAACAAUUUUCAUCAUCAACAACAUCCAUGGCAUCAGAUGAAGAUCUUCAAAUUUACUGCCAGCCUUGUGACGAGGAAGGAACUAGACAUCAUGCCCAUGGUUACUGUACUGAAUGCAAGGAACACCUUUGCCAGACAUGCUUUAAAGCUCAUAAGAUAAACAAGUUUACCAAAAAGCAUACACUUCUCGAUGCAACAAGUAUGCCUAAAGUUUUGCAGCACCCCUCAACAUCCAUUGACUCAGGCCAGUCUGAUGCUCUGACCACACCAUGUCUUAAACAUCCACAAGAAACGAUCAAGUUCUACUGCAAUAAUCAUACAGAAUUUCUUUGCAGUGUUUGUGUUACCCUUGAACAUCAAGCUACCCCCUGCAAUGUUGAUUAUAUACCAGACAUUUCUGGUGAUAUAAUAGACAGCAAAGAAUAUCAAGUUAUCUUUAAUGCAGUAAAUACUACUUCUGCAAGAUUUCAACAGAUUUUAAAAGAUGUCAAGGACAGUACACACAAAUCAAACAGCUCUCUCAAAGAUGCAUUAGUUGACAUUAAAAAGUUUCGGCAAGAAAUCAACGAAAUACUAGAUAAACUUGAGAGACAGGCUGAAGAUGCAGCUAAAGUCAUAGAACAAGAAAAUAAUAAACAUCUGAAAAAAGUAGAAGAAAUAUGUGAAGAUAUAACCAAAUUUCUGAAGAAAUCAUCAGACAAAAUCAAACAACUCCACACAACAAAACAAGCUGAACAACUCUUCAUUGAUUUAAAACUUGCAGAGAAAGCAAUCAAAGAUAUAGAAAGAAAAUUACAAACAAUGUCAUCAAAUGAUAUCAAAGAGCACAACUUUCAAUCAAAUGAUGUAAUAUUAAAUUUGCUUAAAACAGAGAAGUCACUGGGUACAUUGACACAGAAAACUUUAAAUAAAGAAUGUCAAUCUGUACAAAUAAAGUCACAUGAGGGACAAAUCUACGUGAAUACAUCAAAAGAUGAAAAUUCAUGCAAGAUAACAGGAAUGACUCUGCUGACUCCUGAUCUUCUUAUCAUCACUGACUUCAAUAACAAAGCUGUAAAGAUGGUGGAUACCAGCAAUCAAUCUGUGUCUGAUCAACUACAACUAGAUGGUAAACCAUGGGAUAUCACACAAGUAACCAGUACUGAAGUUGCUGUUACACUUCCUUACAAACAAGCAAUGCAGUUUAUAUCAGUCUCAUCAGACAAACUUAUAAAGAAGCACAUUGUAAAGGUCGAUGGAGAGUGUAAUGGCAUAAGCUGUUUCAAUAGUAAUCUUCUUGUGUCAUUUUGUGAUCCUGCAAAACUUGCGAUCCUUGAUUCGAAUGGCACUAUACUGACAACAAUUGAUGGACAAAAUAUUUUUCAAUUACCAUGGUAUAUCACAUGUAACAGUAGUUCAAUCUAUGUAUCUGACUGGGAUAUGAAGACAGUAACAAGAUUAAACUGGCAAGGUGAUGUGAUAGGUAGUGGUGGUAUGAGUGCUCCUAGGGGAAUGUCACUGUCAGAUGAUGGUACUGUUUUUGUAUGUGACCAUGGGAGAAAUGUAAUAGAAGAGAAAUCAGGAGACUGCUCUGAAGGACAGGUUUUGAUACACAACCUGUUUAAACCAUCGGCAGUAUGUUGGUGUGGGAAUACAAAGAAGCUGUAUACCAGUUGUGAUGCUGCAAAUGUAGGAAGUAUUACCGGUAACUUUCUUCAGAUAUUUAACCUGCAAUAGACUUGAACAGAGAUUUAGUUAAUUAAACAAUGUCAGCAAUUAUUAAAUUCAUCAUUCAUUCUUCUUAAACUGGUCUUAAAGUGACAGUAUGAUGAAAAACUUAGCAAGAUAUUUUUAUGUCAGAACUUUUGUUAUGCGGAUAAAUUAUUCAAUCCAUCCUUUUCUUGUAUUCUUAUAAAUGGUUGUUUUGUGUGUAACAAGGAAACUACCAGGGUAACACUGAGAAUACAUGGAAUAACAAAGAAACCUCAUGCAGUUUAAAUGCCUCACUGGUACGGACAAUGAUAAUAAAUGACCAAUGUUUAUAAAUAUUCUAUUUUAAAAAGGGACAUAACUCCUAAAAUAUUGCCUUCAGGAUAAUGUCCCCUCUUUAAUAUGGACAAUGAUUAUCAAUGACCAAUGUUUAUAAAUAUUCUAUGUUAAAAAAGGACACAUCCCCUAAAAAUAUUGCUUUCAGGAUAAUGCCCCAUAUUUGAUAAGGGCAAUGAUUAUCAACGACCAUUGUUUAUAAAUAGUUAAUGUUAAAAUGAGACAUAACACAAAUAUAAAAAUAUAAUAUUUAUAUAAAAUAUUAAAUAUUUUGCUUCCAUGGAUAAUGUCCCAUGCCUGAUAAGGGCAAUGAUUAUCAAUGAUCAUUGUCUUUAUAAAUAUUCUAUGAUAAAAAGGAUAUAACUCCUAAAUAUUUUGCUUAAAGACCCUGGUCAUGCCAUUGUGUAUUGUCAUGUCAAUCAAGUACUGAAUUUCAAUGUUGAUAUUUUACAUAUUUUUAAAUUAGCCAUUUUGACAAAGGGCAUAACUCCAAAAAUGUUGUUUUUAGAUUUAUGCUCUUCUAAUUAAUGCCAAGUCUAUCAACUGUACCUUGAUGACAGGUUGACAACAUAAUGCAGCAAUCGCAAUAGUUCGGGUUUUAAGUCGUUUUUUUUUUUCAAAACAGACCAGCUAAAAACAACAACUUUGGUUACUUCUUUAGACUCAUUGUUUACAUUUUAUGAUAUAUAUCUGUCCUGUUUCCUGUUUCCAAGAUUUUGUACUUU